CUGGCGGAGAAAAGGGGCUCUGAAACUCCAGCGGAGAAAGUGCUCUUUGGUGGCCGCUCUCGGCGCCGGCUGUUGCUUCGGAGUCCGCCGGGCAGGGAGGCUGCGCUGGGCUGGGCUGCCCCGACCGGCGAGGCAAGUGAGAGGCGGCUGGAGGAGCCGUCCGGACGCCUUGACUCGAGCGGGGGGUCCCCCGUUUGCUCCCACCCGGCUUCUCCUGGGUUAAGUUGGGGUGAAUCGCUUUUUGCAGCCCCUCCCCACGACCCCCGAGCGCCUGGAAGAAGAAGCCAGGCAGGCGGCGUCCGGGCCACCGCCGGUAUUGCAACCUUGCCCUCGGUCCUCUUCCAGCAUGGGCCUCGUCUUCCACCCCCAAGAUGCCAGCUGGGAUGCCCUGUGGAUGCUCUGGGCAACCUUCGGCCUCUUCCUCCUGCCCGGCCUGGCCAGGGCCAACGAGUACGACUACGUGAGCUUCCAGUCGGACAUCAGCUCCUACCAAAGUGGACGCUUCUACACCAAGCCCCCGCAGUGCGUGGCCAUCCCGGCUGACCUGCGCCUCUGCCACAGCGUGGGCUACGACAAGAUGGUCUUGCCCAACCUGCUGGACCACGAGACCAUGGCCGAGGUCAAGCAGCAAGCCAGCAGUUGGGUGCCUUUGCUCAACAAGAACUGCCAUUUUGGCACCCAGCUCUUCCUUUGUUCUCUCUUUGCCCCCAUUUGCUUGGACCGACCCAUCUACCCCUGCCGUUGGCUCUGCGAGGCCGUGCGCGACUCUUGCGAGCCGGUCAUGCAGUUCUUUGGAUUCUACUGGCCCGAGAUGCUGAAGUGUGACCAGUUUCCCCAGGACGAUGUCUGCAUUGCCAUGACGGCCCCCAACGCUACGGAGGCUUCGAAGCCUCAAGGCACUGCUGUGUGUCCCCCUUGUGACAAUGAAAUGAAGUCGGAGGCCAUCCUGGAGCACCUGUGCGCCAGUGAGUUUGCCCUGAAGAUGAAAAUAAAGGAGGUAAAGAAAGAAAACGGGGACAAGAAAAUCAUCCCCAGGAAGAAAAAGCCUUUGAAACUGGGCACGAUCAAGAAGAAAGAACUGAAGAAGCUCGUGUUGUAUCUCAAGAACGGGGCAGACUGUCCUUGCCACCAGCUGGACAACCUCAGCCACCAGUUUCUCAUAAUGGGCCGGAAGGUGAAAACCCAGUAUUUGCUGACGGCCAUCCAUAAGUGGGAUAAAAAGAAUAAGGAAUUCAAAAAGUUCAUGAAGAAGAUGAAGACUCCAGAAUGUUCCACGUUCCAAUCGGUCUUCAAAUGAUUGGCUGGGGCUGGAAGAAAAGGGACAUGUUUUCAUAUUUUUUUUCAUUAAUAAAAUUUUAAUUUUUUUUAUAUUUUAUAUAUAUAACAAAUAUAUAUAAAAAACAGGCCCUGAACUUGCACAGACUGAUUUGGGUGGUUCAAGUACAUUUUGGCUUCUUCAACCGUUGUGGAUACUGAUGCUUCCGCCUUCUUUUCCAUUUGUGCCUUUAGAGCUUUCUCAUGUUCUUCUUGCCCGUUCCUCUGUUCCACCCAUCCCCAGUUGAGGGGUACCCACUGGGGGAGGAAGAGGGUGGGCAAAAAAGUAAACAUGGCACCUGUGAUCAUGUGAUCAAAGUCCCACCCUCUUUUUUGACACGUUUGACACAUAAAAAAGGAUAGGGCUUCGAUCAUAUGGUUGCAGCUGCUAUUUUUUAAUUUUUCUGCACCCCUCCCAAUGUCUCUGACCCAGUUAUAUCCUCAUUAGGGAAUGUUCAAAAUAUGCAAAUAUAUUUAUAUAGUUUUUUGGGGGGGGGGGUUGUGCCCAGAUCUCUCUGCAGCCAACCAGAAAAAUCAGCCAUUUGUAGCACAUCUAUUGUAGCUUUCUGAUUAGAUAGAUAGAUAGAUAGAUAGAUAGAUAGAUAGAUAGAUAGAUAGACCUGACUUUUAAAAAAAUAGUACCGUAUUUUCUGGCGUAUAAGACGACUGGGCGUAUAAGACGACCCCCGACUUUUGAGAAGAUUUUCAUGGUUUAGAAAGUCGUCUUAUACGCCGGAAAAUACGGUAUAUAUCACAUUUCACCUGUUUUUUUCUUAAGGGACCGUUCCCCAAGUCCUGCUUCAUCCUUUGUCCUGGAUUAGCUCCAUGUAGAUGGUCCAUUUUAGUCAGGGAUCAUAUGAUGCUGUCCCAGUGCUACAUAGCCAGUUGGAUUUGGCUGUGUAAUGAUGCCACUGUGUGAUAGUGACAAUGAUAACAAAUGACAAUGCACAGUAAAUCUUCACUUAGUUUAUCAGCAUUUUUUGCAAGGCCUAGCCAAGGUGUCUGUCUACAUUGUAGAAACAAAAAGAAAUGGAAACAACCCUAGAUUGUUUCAACUCGGCUCUGAAGGAUGUGUGUGUUUGUAGCAAGAAAAUUACUAGGACAGUAACCGGAGCAUUCAUUCAGGUGAUGCUAGUGGGUUUUAUCACAAGGAAGAUGUUUUCUUUAGAUGAAUGGAGUUUUUGCCUAUUGAGCAGAAGUUGCUAACGUGAACAUGUAGCCAGAACCACUUGAAAAUUUGUAGAGAUCUGGAUACAGAUGAUUUAAUCCUUAUGCUCUUCUUUCUGCACCCCCAAUAAUUAAAUAAGGGAAGGGCAGAAAGAAAAAAUGGAAAGGAGUGUUCAGUUUCUCCAAUAACCCAGUAAACAAAAGUGGAAAAGUCAUAUAAGGAUAGUUCGCGGGAUUGUGUUUCAACUGAUAAAUUUUAUUGCAGGGAAUUAAAAUUUGGGGGCACCUUUGCACAGGGAUGUCAGCUGCUUGGCCUAUGAACUGUCAAGGAUGUUGAUAUAUGAUGGCCAUGUGGGAUUUUUGCCUAUGUGAGAGAGAGAUCUAGGUGUAAAGUGACAGCUUGAGGUUUUCAGACUUCUUCUUCCUCUUCAAUCCAUCCUAAAUUGGGCCUCUGGUUGCUCCCAUUUGUUUAUAUUUGUAGAAAUGACCUCUCAAGAGCUUUUUGUUGUUGUUCUAAGAAACUUUUCUCCAAGUUGAUUACAGAUGAAUGAAUUCCAAAGUUCCUCUGAGGCAAGAACUAGCAGAAUAGAAACUACCCAAAGUUGUGCAGAGUCCUGGCAUCUGUGGCUGUUUUUUUUUUUUUUUGUCAGCUAUUGAUACCAUAAAAGAGGGAUGAAUCCAAGUUUUGAGGAAGAUCAGUUCAGUUUGAAUGGAAGACAUUGUGUGUUUUAUUUUUAAAAAAAGGAAUCCAAGAUCAUAUCAAAGGUUUAUUUACCCAUAAAUAAUCCAUAUUGACUUCCAUAAUGGCUGGUCAGAACCUUAAGAAGCUCUAAAUAAGGGACGUCUGUAAUAGCAUCCUACUGAGAAUGGCAAUGAAAAGCCUGUUCUUUCAAUAGAAGAAAUUAAACACAAAAUAAUAGGGUUGGAAGGGUCAUUGAAGGUCUUCUAGUCCAACCCACUGCUCAGACAGGAGACCCCAUACCAGGGGUAGGCAACUUGGCUCUUUUAUGACUCGUGGACUACAACUCCCAGA
Messenger RNA from Crotalus tigris (Tiger rattlesnake), 3514 nucleotides. RefSeq names its product secreted frizzled related protein 1 (gene SFRP1). NCBI's taxonomy places the organism in Eukaryota, Metazoa, Chordata, Lepidosauria, Squamata, Viperidae. The transcript has 3 exons. The coding region runs from base 347 to 1297 and encodes 316 amino acids. Gene Ontology annotation, biological process: canonical Wnt signaling pathway; negative regulation of canonical Wnt signaling pathway; non-canonical Wnt signaling pathway. Gene Ontology annotation, molecular function: Wnt-protein binding. The record is from RefSeq and is a predicted model, not a curated record.